Molecule: messenger RNA, 1235 nt
Organism: Fundulus heteroclitus (mummichog)
Lineage: Eukaryota; Metazoa; Chordata; Actinopteri; Cyprinodontiformes; Fundulidae
Product: transmembrane protein 272-like
Exons: 4
Coding region: 205-795 (196 amino acids)
Source: RefSeq, a predicted model, not a curated record
AGUAAGGUGCCCUACACUUUCUAUUUACAAUAAGUAGUAUGGUUACUUUCCUGGAAAAAGACAUCCUAAUCUUUUUGAGCCAUUUUGGCUGCCAUUUUUGUUCUUGUACCGGAUGCAAGCUCUGUGUCAUUGGGUCAUCAGUGAUAUCAAUCAGCUUCACGAUUCUUUGUUGCCUUCCGCAGAUGAGCACCAUUGUCACUGAAAAUGGACGGAAUAAUGAUAGUAAUCAUGGGGUGUGGAGCGGUAUGUGUAUUACUGGUUCUCAGCCUGUUUCCCAUCAUUCAGAUUUCAAUUGGCGCCGUAUACUUGGACGAGUGUCCAGUCCAGGCAGAGAUCCCCAUCUACCUGAUUGUGUUGGGUGUCCUUCAAUUGGUUGUCAUGUUCACUGGGUGCUGCAACCCUCUAAAGCCUGACAGUUUGAAGAAGCCGAAGCUGAGAUGGCACAUCUGGAGAUCGAUACUGACCAUGUUCUUCUUCUGUUGGUUCAUCACAGGUAACGUUUGGAUUUACUCCAUUUACGAGCCCAGCUACAACAAGAACACUACGGAUGUGAACUCUUACUGCAACAAGACGGUCUACCUGUUAUCCUUCUGGACUAUAACACUGGUCUACAUUUUGCUGGGUCUGUUCCUGUUAGCCGGCUGCAUCAUCCUCUCUGGCUUUUUCUUGUGCCACGGCCUCAAAGCUGAUGACUCCAACAACGCCAACAACGUCGACAAUGUCGACAACAUCAACAACGUCAACAACAUCAACAGUGACAACGACAGCGACAGCGUCCCUACUACAAUCCCCUGAGAGACUCUGCAGAGAAAGUUUUAAAUUGGGUUCCUCUGAACAGAUUGUCGGGUAUCACUUGAAACUCUUAGUUUCUGUUGUGCGGGCCUCCAGAGCCCAUAUCUGUUAUUACAUGAAAUAACUUUCAGCUAUCAUAAGAAUGAUCUUAAAGGUAGAGUCAGUGAUUUUUCAGGAGGCUUCCCCAAGUUCUAAAUAACUGCGCAUGUGCAAGAGCUGCUCUUCCACUCCUCAGCGGGAUUGCAUGAAAAAUCUUCCAAAUCCACUCUGGUCUUAUUACUCUCUAGUGAGGUUUUCUUCUUCUUCUCUUAAACUUGUAUGGUGAGAGCGGCGGAGCUGCCAUGAAUGGACAACACCGAAACUAACCACUAAGCCAGUGGUCCCCAAUCCUGGUCCUCGAGGGCCGGUGUCCUGCAACUUUUUUUUGUUACUCUGCUUCAACA